GUGAACGAAUCGGUUCGUGUAAAAAGGUUGAGGAAGCUCUUUUGACUUGGUUCGGUCAAAUGAGAUCCAAAGGUGCGGCCGUUUCUUGCAACAUUGUGAUGGAGAAGGCAAAACAAUUUGCGGUGAUGUUAGAUGAGGACUUUUCUCCAAAUGCAGGUAAGAAGCUCUCUCUCUCAUAUGUUGCAUUAUUGUUUCUAAGUCUAUGUUUUGAAGGGUGGCUAUGGCGAUGACAGAAGCGAAAUGGAAUAGUUUUAAAACGAAUGCAAGGUGAAAUGUCUUCUGCAGAUUUUGAAGGUGCUGAAAGCUUCCGAAGUUUGAUUCCUACUUUAGUACAAAAUUACGCUGCCUGUGAUAUUUUCAACGCAGAUGAAUCCGGUCUUUUUUAUAAAGCUUUGCCAACAUCAACUUUAACACAAAGAGGAAGAAACGUUCAUGGUUUUAAAUCAUCAAAGGAUCGUCUUACUCUGCUUUUCAUUUGCAAUGCAACGGGCGACUAUAAAAAAAUAAUUGUCAUUGGAAAGACCAAAAAACCAAGAUGUUUUAAAAAUAAAUCUGUGCCCUUGGAAUAUUAUUCUAAUAGAAAAGCCUGGAUGACACAAGAUAUUUGGACACAAAUUCUGUUUUCACUCGAUGAAGAAAUGAUUAAACAGCAGCGCAAAAUAAUACUUUUCGUGGAUAAUGCUGCCUGCCAUAAGAAGUUAGACAAUUUAAAAAAUAUUAACCUUCAAUUCUUACCUCCCAAUGCAACGUCUAUCAUUCAGCCUCUUGAUCAAGGAAUUAUUCAUUGCUUUAAGGCGUACUAUCGCCAAAAUAUUAUAAGAAAACAAAUUGCAGCUUUCGAGGCAGGGAAAACUAUUGAAGAGUUUUCAAAAUCAUUAACAUUUUUGCAAGCAAUGCAUAUAAGCAAAUAUUGUUUGUGGCUUAUAACACCGUCUACGGUGAGAAACUGUUUUAGAAAGGCAGGUUUCUUUGAAGAAAUAGAAGAGGAGUCAGAAGAUGAUGUUACUAUUACGGACAACUUAGUCGACAACCAUGAAUUUCAGACUUAUUUGGCGUGUGAUGACAACAUAUCAUGCUGGGGCGAACUAACCGAUGCGGAAAUUUUAGAAAAUCUUAAUGAAGAUAAAAAUUUGGAGACUGUAGAAAAUGAUGAGGAUGAAAUCAUAUAAGUGCCUUCGUCUUCAGAAAUUUUUCAUUCUAUACAAAUCUUACGCUUACAUUUCUUACCUCUCAAUAAAUUUACAAUUGAACUGGAAAAAAUGGAAGAGUCUGUUUUAAACGAUAAAAAAAUGCAAACUAAGAUAACCGACUUUUUUCAAAGUACUUAAUUUUUAAUUUUUUUUUUUUAAAUGCGAUUUUUAAUUUUUAGUUCCUUAAAUAUGUUGAAGUGAUAUUUUGUUAUUGUUUUUGUUUUUUUUUUGUUUAAAUAAUUUAUUUUUAUUUCAUACAUGUAUAAUUUUUGUAUAGGUAUCAUUUUUUCUAUGCAAUAAAACGAUGAACUGAUGCAGACUGCUCUUAUUUUUAUGAUGCAUGUGUUGAUAUUUUAUCCUUUAAUUGACCGAAUUGUGCAAUUAAACGGGUUUCGCUUAAUUGAACAAAUCAGUCAAUUAACCGAGAUUCCGAUAAUUGAUCUACCCGGAUAAUUGAUCGAAAAUUUUGGCAAAACAGCCGGUGCA
Eupeodes corollae is the source of this 1676-nucleotide messenger RNA. Its product is annotated as tigger transposable element-derived protein 6-like. NCBI's taxonomy places the organism in Eukaryota, Metazoa, Arthropoda, Insecta, Diptera, Syrphidae. Gene Ontology annotation, molecular function: DNA binding. Bases 261 to 1169 code for a protein of 302 amino acids. The record is from RefSeq and is a predicted model, not a curated record. The transcript has 2 exons. Gene Ontology annotation, cellular component: nucleus.